AUGAGUUUGUUGUCUGAACUCAACAGUAUCUCUCCACUUGUUAAGGAGUACGCUAAAGAUGUGUUUCAGACCUUUGGAUUAACCAAAGAAGAACUUCUGGAGCAGACUCGCUGUAACAUUUACCUGGCUCACAAGAAUACCGACACGUCAGUGAAGAAAGUUGUCAAGUUUUACAGACGAUGCAAGAAAAGCAGCCAAAGAUUUUACAAUGAGGUUGCAAUCGCUAAGAAGCUGAAACACCCAAACGUCAUAAUCUUCGAAGAAGCUGCCUCGUUCCCGAAACAUCACGCCUUGAUAAUGCCGUACUGUGAACUUGGGGCUCUGUACAACAUGAUCGGGAAAGUUCCGAUACACAUCUCGGAGCAUUACUUUCUGCAGACCUGCUCAGCGGUGAAGUAUCUUCACGACAACUUCAUUGUACAUAGAGACAUAAAGUUAGACAACAUUCUAGUGGAUGCCAAUCAGAAGGUCUAUCUGACAGACUUUGAUAUGUCUUGCACCGUGAGUUGGGAGAGUUCCAUCGUUCACAAUGCGGGUGGUACUACUGGCUACCGUGCACCGGAGAUGGUGAUGUCUCCUAAAGGAUCCUACGACGGAUAUAAGCUGGACGUGUUUGCUCUUGGAGUCGUCCUGUUCUGUUUGAUCUUUGAGAAAGAUGUGGAAGAUUUGGACGAGACAUCAAUGAGUUACCUUGAUAUGGUCAAGACUUACAUCUGGACAUUCCCUGUUCACUUCUACAAGAAUGUCUUGGAGUGUAUGCUGGAACCAGAUCCUAAAGCAAGAUGGGACAUGCGUGGUUUGAUAAAAGGUUUGGGACAAGCCUCUUGGUUGGCUGCAAGAGUCAGCAAUUUGUAA
Messenger RNA from Biomphalaria glabrata, 855 nucleotides. RefSeq lists its product as uncharacterized. The transcript has 2 exons. The coding region runs from base 1 to 855 and encodes 284 amino acids. Gene Ontology annotation, molecular function: ATP binding; protein kinase activity. Gene Ontology annotation, biological process: protein phosphorylation. Lineage: Eukaryota; Metazoa; Mollusca; Gastropoda; Planorbidae. The record is from RefSeq and is a predicted model, not a curated record.